AUGGUGCUCUCCCUGGCCCUCUCAAGUUUUUCUUCUCGAACCUCCCCUACCCAGAGCAAAAGUACACCAUCUCCGUCAAAUGAUUCUCCUUCAUCGAAAUUCUCAUCCUCCUCGUCUUCAUGUUCGUCCUUCCCUCAGGCUCAACCUUCGUCACCAACGCCUAAAGAAACACCAGCAUCCGCUUCCGCAGGCCCUGCCUCCUCCAUCGUUGAAACACUACAUGUUAACCCGUUCAGCCUAGCGACCCGAACAAAAUCACCUAGCGACCCAGCUACCAGCGAAAAUAUUGGAGAAAAACAGGAGCGUGAUCGCCGAGAGCUCAACGAAGCGCUGGCUACGCUUUCGCAGCUGUUUCCCGACGUGAAGAUAGAGGUUUUUCGGGAGUUGCUGGUUAGAUUUGAUGGCAACAGCAGGUUGCACGUGUGUGUGGAGCAGCUGCUGAGACAUAGGGCUGAGUGGGUGAAAGGGAGGUGGAAUGUGCCGGAACAGGAUGCUAAAGCUGGUCCUGGUGCUGGAACAGAGGAAACAGGUCGAGGCGCUAUUGCAGUUAACGGAAAUGGGGAUGCUCUGGGGAGAAGGACAAGAUGGAUCCCACACGAAGAGCUUUUUCAGGGCGAAGAGUACAAAGCUGCGGUUAAGGCGACGCUUUCUCAGGAAUUCCGCGCGUUGAGCAGAAGUACCAUCGACGCUGUGCUGGCGGAGGUUAACUUCUCAUACACACGAUCCCGCCCAACGUUACAAGAACUGUCCCGCAAAAGCUGGCGGGUGACAUUUGGUAGCAUCUUUCCGUUCAAGAGGAAGAGGGAUAAAGAUGAGCAUCCGCUCCUGAUUUGGCAAAGGUUGCCGGAUGGGGAACUUGUCCCCGGGUUGAAAGAAACGGGAUGUUUGGAACUAGAUAGGGAAUUGUACAAUACAUUUUUGGCUCCAAAGCUGGCUCAAAGAAAACAGGACCAGGAGGAUAAGAGCCAACAGCUGGCGGAAGAGCUUAACCAAGCUGAGGCAAAGGCUGCGGAAGCUCUGUAUGAAUGCGCUUGCUGCCUUUCAGACGUUACUUUCGAGCAGAUAGCAACCUGCCCUGUCAACUUUCACAUUAUCUGUUUCAACUGCAUCCAGCGAACCACUCAUGAGGCCCUUUUCGGCCAGGGGUGGGGGAGAUCCAUUUUCCAUGAAAAAUCAACAUUACGCUGUCUGGCGCCGGUGUCAGAGGGUACGUGUGAGGGCGCCCUGGACCCGAUGAUUGUGAAAAGAGCGAUUUUAGCCGAAAAAGCUGGGGCAGAAACCUAUCAGAAAUUUGAAGAUCGCCUUGCUUCGGAAUCCCUUUUGAAAUCUCAACUGAAAUUGAUACGUUGCCCGCUGUGUUCGUAUGCGGAGGUUGAUCCCGUUUACCAUCCGACGGGGAAAGGGUUUAGCUGGCGUUUCCGACGUGGGAAUCUCUUCCCGACAAUUAUUACGAUAAUAUUUCUGCUCGACUUGAUACCCAUUCUUAUUCUUCCGGUUUUAUAUUAUCUCGUAUUUUCCCCGUCAAUUAUUUCCACGAUCUUAUCUACUUCACUACGAAACAUCUGCCUCAAAACCCGCGCACAGCGAUUUACCUGUUCAAACCCAUCCUGCCGCUCCGAUAGCUGUAUUAACUGCCGCAAGCCAUGGCAGGAUCCCCACCAGUGUCAUGAGCCUCUCCUCCAUUCUCUGCGAACAACUGUCGAAGCUGCCCGCACGGCCGCAAUUAAACGCACCUGCCCACGUUGUGGUCUCUCUUUUGUCAAGUCAUCCGGCUGCAACAAACUCACCUGUGUGUGCGGGUACGCGAUGUGCUAUAUAUGCCGCAAAGCUCUUGGCCCUCCCCUUCGAAUCGCCGGCGCCAACCAUAUUCCGCCUGCCCGCCAACAACCAGCAAGAGCUCGACAUAGGUGGCUUGCCCGCGACCAGGAUAACAACAAUAUAGAGAACGCCCCCCUUGGCGACCAUGGACUAGACGGCAAUUUAGGGAACGUGACAGAUGACAACGAAAACGAUUACUCAGACGAUGACGUCAAUAUCGCCAACAACGCUGUACCGGCCGAAGACGAAGAACCGGAAGGCUACAAACAUUUCUGCGAACAUUUUCGCCUCAACCCAGGCUCCCGCUGUACCGAAUGUAACAAAUGCGACCUCUACCUUACCGAAGAUGAAGAAGCCGUCGCACGGCGUGCGGGCGAACGGGCAGAGCGCCAGUGGCGCCUACGGCAAGGUCUACUCAAUUCCUCUUCCCCGACUUCAGCUGCCCCGGGCACUUUGCCGAGUGAUGCCCUGGCAAAACUGUAUGGUUACUCCGGCCGCAGCGGUAGUGGGCCUGGUAGUACGCUGUAUUAUUCUGGGUAUCCUGGGUAUACAGGCGGUGCUUCUGGCUCGCGGGAUGGGAAUUGGAAUUUGCAGCUUGAUGAGGUGGAUUGGAGGACGCGAUUGAGGUUUUGGAUGUGGGAUAUUUGGCGGGAUGGGCGGUGGAAGGGGGAAGGGCAAUUGUUGGUUGAUCGGGUGAUGGAGAUGGUUCUGGUUGUGGACUUGUAG
Paracoccidioides brasiliensis Pb18 is the source of this 2544-nucleotide messenger RNA. RefSeq lists its product as uncharacterized. The coding region runs from base 1 to 2544 and encodes 847 amino acids. The transcript has a single exon. The record is from RefSeq and is a predicted model, not a curated record.